Molecule: messenger RNA, 2766 nt
Organism: Bursaphelenchus xylophilus (pine wood nematode)
Lineage: Eukaryota; Metazoa; Nematoda; Chromadorea; Rhabditida; Aphelenchoididae
Source: the annotation of a GenBank genome assembly
AUGGCCGUUUUUAGAUCUCAGUCUAGAAAGUAAGUCAAGUUUAUAGUAUUGGUAUUUUGGCAUUUAGAAGAUCACACUCACGCCCAAAACCCUCAUCAACAAUAUCGCGAAUACCCUCGAAUGGUGAACUGAAGCUGCCGCCGGAGCGUGAGAACGAUAACGUAGAGUAUAAAGUGAGUGGGAGGGGUGUUCCAAAAAAAAUCAAUUACCCGCUACAAUAUGACAUCUCCCUUCUUUAGUCCAAAUUAAUCAACCCGAAUGCCAAGCGCCUGCAGCACCUUUGCACACAGAUGAAAUGGCGUCUUCAGCAGGGCGACGGAGAAGCCAUCUACGAAAUUGGAGUCGAAGAUGACGGCCGAAUGACCGGAUUGGAGAACGAUGAGAUGUCAAUUAGCAUGCAGACGCUUUGCACAAUGGCGCAGAGCGUUGGAGCGGUGCUUAUAAUCCUCAAAGACCAAUGCGUGUACGGAAAACCGGGCGAAGCGGGCUCUCGGCGGGUCAUCGAAGCACUGAUCCGAAAACUGCCGGAUGAUCAGCAAUUUUCGGACCUUAGGUAAGCGCGAGGUGCGCCCUGGCUCAGAGGAAAGUUGAGGAAUCAGAAAAAGGUCUGGUUGUUUGACAAGAAUGUCGGAAGAGUAGUUACUAGUAUAUUAUUUAUUACUUUUUGUGAAAAAAAUUAUUGAUGGUCGACAUCGGCAAGCUGCGCCCUAUUUUUUUCUGAAUUUUCUUUUUUUUAUCGUAUCUUUUUGCUGUUUUUGCGAUAAAUUUCCUGAAAGGCAUUGUAAACCAUUCUUUGCAGAGUAGCCAUCCUCGGCAAUGCAUCAGCCGGCAAGUCGACCUUGUGUGGAGUCCUAACUCAAGGAGUUUUGGACAAUGGAAAUGGAAAAUGCCGCCUCAACUUGCUGCGUUACAUGCACGAAGUUCGAACCGGGAAAACAUCGUCCGUCAACCUGGAUGCCUUCGGAUUCGAUAAAGCUGGAAAUGUAAGGAUUUUAAUCGCUUUUGGAUUUUUUCGAAUUUUAGGUGCUAAAUUACUCCGAGAACUCGCUGGAAGAGAUUGUAAAACACUCGACGAAACUAAUAACCCUCAUUGAUUUGGCCGGGGAUCGGAAGUACAUGAAAACCACUAUUUACGGGGUGUCCGGUUACACUCCACAUUACUGCGCACUGCUGGUGAACGCUCGAAUUGGAUGGACGCAAAUGAGCCAAGAGCACUUCGAACUGGCCAAGGCUUUCAAUGUACCGGUGUUUAUAAUCGUAACGAAAGUGGACCUGGUCACAGAACAGAGACUCCAACGGAUUUUCCAGCAAAUCCAGGCGGUUGUAAAAAGAUCUCAUCCAAAUCUGCUGGUUCAGAAGGUGGAUGACGAAGAAAUGGCCGAAAAGUAAGGAAUUUGAGACUUUUUGUUUGGAUUUUUAGAGGUAUAAAGGCUUGAUGUGGAUCAUGAAAGGUUGAGAGGACAUUAAGAAGUUGGUAUUGUCAAAAAAAUUGAGGGAAAACACCUUGUUUUAGGUAGCUUUGUGACUAUUUUAGAAAAUUUGAGAAAUUUGAUGGGGAUAAAGGGAAAUUCACAGUGGAUUUGAAAUGGGAAGAGAAUAGGCUUAUUUUUUGUGUGGCACGUUGAACAUUUUUCUCUGAUAAACGGUUUUUUAUACCCGCAAUUUUUUCCAGAGCCGCUCAAGAUUUGAUGAACAAUAAGACCGUACCGCUGAUCCAAAUAUCAUCAGUGAAUGGGACUGGCCUUCAAACACUCUUAACCUUCUUUCGAAGACUCCCAGCCCGAAUCAGCCGUCGACGCGCCGCAUCCGAAGCCGAGCCGCCCUCAACUCUGUUCCAUGUCGACGAAAUUUUCCGCGUCUGCGAAGUGGGCUGGGUGGUGUACGGCCUCAUGGCGGAGGGCAGUGUCAAAGAGAACGAUUGGGUUCAGAUCGGGCCGGAUUCGCAGGACCAGUUCCACUUCGGCCAGGUGAAAAGUUUGAGGCGGAAUAAACAGCCGGUGUGGACGGUGAAUGCGGGAGAAACGGCGUCGCUGGCGGUGUCGUUCGAAAAGACCGGCGCCGAAAAUUGGCUGAGAAAAGUGAGGAGACAUUUGUUUGAUUUUUUGGCCGAAAUUUUGAAGUUUUGGCAAGAAUUUGAAUUUUGGGGUUUUGGCGGGAAAUUCAAAUCCAAUUUUUUUUUAGGGAAUGGUCCUUAUGAACCAUGAUGCUACUCCAAGAUGUUGCCGUCGUUUUGUCGCUAGAUUUUGUCUCCUUUCCCAUCCGGUCGACGAACUCUGCAUUGGAUUUCAAGGCACAGGUAAAUUUUAUAUUGUUUUAGGUAAGGUACGGACAAUUUUUUUGAAUUUUGAUGGAUUUUUUGUGGUAAAACGUAAUGUGAUUGCUUUUGAGAGGGGGUUGCGGGUUUUCGAACUGAUUUCUCUGAUUUUUAUUGUUAGGAAUGCAUUUUUUUUAUAUUAUUUUAGCCAAAAAUGAUAAAAAAAAAUUUGUUGAAAUUGCAUUUUGAUAUCUUUUGGUGACUCUGAGUGGAUUUAUUGAGGCUUAUUUUCAUUUUUUUCGAUUUAAACCCCUGAAUUUUUAGUGUACAUUCGAUCUCUGAGGCGCACUGUGACCAUCGUUGAUUUCUCAUCGGAGUCACUGAAAUGCGGCGAACCGACGGAUGUGACCUUCGAGUUCUAUGGAGGACCGUCCUAUGUUCGCGAGGGAGAGCACGUCUUCUUCAGAGAGCGCACUACCAAAGGAGUAGGACAGGUCCUGUCCAUCAUGUGA